Messenger RNA from Colletotrichum paranaense, 639 nucleotides. RefSeq lists its product as uncharacterized. The record is from RefSeq and is a predicted model, not a curated record. Lineage: Eukaryota; Fungi; Ascomycota; Sordariomycetes; Glomerellales; Glomerellaceae. The transcript has a single exon. The annotation marks the transcript as partial.
UUCAACCCUGCAGUUAGCUCAGAAGGCCGCUGUCCGCAUGUCCGCUGGUUCCACCGCUUUCAUUGCGAGAAGGUUUACGACGCGCGUAUUCAAGAGCCGAACAAUGCUGAAGCCGCGAACAUCGGCUUUGAUUGUCAACAAUGGGGUAACCAUCGAGUUGCUGUGCCUCUAGAAUACAUGCCAGCUCAUCUGAGAAGCGCACUGUCGCGUAAGACUAGAGUUGGUUCUAACGGGUAUCUAGUAGGCGAUACCUUUAGCACCAAUGCUCAGGCGAGCAGCAGCAGCAGUGAGUCCCAUCUGUCGAGUUCAGAAACUUCAAGCAACGGACCAAAUAUGAUAUUGCGACUGCGUGAAAAGACUGAAGAAGUCAACAGAAUGUAUGGAAGCCUGAUGUUGCUUCCCCCAAACUCACCAUACCCUCAGAUCAUCGGUCUCGAACGCAAAGACCACUAUUUCACUCACCCUUUCGAUGCCGUAGGACUCGGGAUAGGAUCCGGGAUUCAAAUGACCUUUGGAGUCGAGUCAGUCCGUACGAUUUUGUUGGGGCUGAAAUGGAUGUCUACCGUCAAGCCCGAUUUACACUGCCGCCAACUCCAGAGAUUCUUGGACAAAUUUCGGGAAGUGUUCAAGCCGCCAUAA